This is a messenger RNA of Eutrema salsugineum, 4037 nucleotides long. RefSeq names its product squamosa promoter-binding-like protein 14. Gene Ontology annotation, molecular function: 2 iron, 2 sulfur cluster binding; protein binding; DNA binding. The transcript has 10 exons. Bases 491 to 3598 code for a protein of 1035 amino acids. The record is from RefSeq and is a predicted model, not a curated record. Lineage: Eukaryota; Viridiplantae; Streptophyta; Magnoliopsida; Brassicales; Brassicaceae. Gene Ontology annotation, cellular component: nucleus.
UAAGGACUUGAAGACAUGAGCAGAACAAGGAAAAGCUUAACGAGAAGUGGAAGACGAAGAAGGAGAAUCUGUCUGAAUAAGGUCGGUCGAAGAGAGAGAGAAGCUUGUGAGGAGAAAAAAUCCAUCUUUUUUCUUGCUUCCUGGAUUGGAUCGGGAAAAUCUACAAGCUGAAGAUUCGUUUUUGAAAAAUAGUUCGAAUCUGAAGAAACUUCUCUGGUUGUUUUUACAUUCGAUUUUUUUUACCGAAUUCUUCUUGGGUUGAGGAAAAGUUGAAAGCUUUAAGCUACGAUUCUGCAUCAGAUUUCUGGGUUCACUGAUUGGACCUCUUAGCUAUCAGUAGAAAUGAUAGGUUCGUUCUCCCGUUAGAUUCACUGAAGAUGUUCUUCUCCAACUGAAUCUUCUUCCACCUGAUCUAAUUUACUUUUGGAGGGUCGAAUCUUGAAAGAGGAGCGAUUUUCAGAGAAAGAGAGAGAAAGAGAGAGAGGGAGAUAUGGAUGAGGUGGGCGCUCAGGUGGCUGCUCCGAUUUUCAUUCACCAAUCGCUAUCUCCGAUGGGGAGAAAACGCAAUCUUUAUUACCAGAUGUCGAAUCGUGUGGCUCCAUCUCAGCCGCAGCCGCAACGUAGAGACGAGUGGAACUCUAAGAUGUGGGAUUGGGAUAGCCGGAGAUUCGAAGCUAAACCGGUGGACGCGGAGGUUCAUCUCCGGCUUGGGAACGAGACACAGUUUGAUUUGAACUCGCGGAAGGAGGGAGAAGAAAGGGGGCUUGAUUUGAAUCUGGGAAGUUGUCUGAACGCCGUGGAAGACAUGACGCAGGCAACUAGACCAAGCAAGAAGGUUCGGUCUGGAUCUCCGGGAAGCGGAGGGAACUAUCCGGUGUGUCAGGUGGACAAUUGUACCCAAGAUUUGUCUCAUGCUAAGGACUACCAUAGAAGGCAUAAAGUGUGUGAACUUCAUAGUAAAGCUACUAAAGCUCUUGUUGGGAAACAGAUGCAGAGGUUCUGCCAACAGUGCAGCAGGUUUCAUCUUCUUUCUGAGUUUGAUGAGGGGAAAAGAAGUUGUAGGCGUAGAUUGGCUGGCCACAACAGACGGAGGAGGAAAACAACGCAGCCUGAGGAGAUUGCAUCUGGAGUUGGAGUUCCCGGGAACAGCGAUAAUACCUCUAUCCCCAAUAUGGAUCUUAUGGCUUUGUUAACCACAUUAGCUUGUGCACAAGGUAAGAAUGAGGUAAAGCCAAUGGGGUCUCCAGCUGUGCCUAACAGAGAGCAGCUUCUUCAGAUACUUAACAAGAUAAAUGCGUUGCCUUUGCCUAUGGAUCUCGUCUCUAAGUUGAACAAUAUUGGAAGUUUAGCCAGGAAAAAUCUGGAUCGCCCAAUGGUGAACCCCCAAAAUGAUAUGAAUGGGGCUUCUCCUUCUACCAUGGAUUUGCUUGCUGUUCUCUCGGCAACGUUAGGCUCAUCUUCACCUGAUGCGCUAGCGAUAUUGUCUCAAGGUGGGUUUGGUAAUAAAGACAGUGACAUGACUAAGUUAUCUUCUUAUGACCACGGUGCUACAACCAAUUUGGAAAAGAAAACUGUUGGGGGAGAGAGGAGCAGUAGCAGUAACCAAUCUCCUUCUCAGGAUUCAGAUUCGCAUGCUCAAGACACUAGGUCUAGCUUGUCUCUACAACUAUUCACCUCCUCACCGGAGGAUGAGAGCCGACCGACCGUGGCAUCCUCGAGAAAGUAUUAUUCUUCUGCCAGCAGUAACCCUGUCGAGGAUAGAUCGCCAUCUUCAUCUCCAGUCAUGCAGGAGUUAUUCCCAUUGCAAACGUCUCCUGAAACCAUGAGGUCCAAGAAUCACAAAAACACAAAUCCAAGGACUGGGGGUUGCUUGCCUCUUGAGCUCUUUGGUGCAUCAAAUAGAGGAGCUGCAAAUCCUAACUUUAAAGGAUUCGGGCAACAGUCUGGUUAUGCGUCUUCUGGUUCUGACUACUCUCCUCCUAGCUUAAACUCUGAUGCUCAGGACCGCACUGGAAAGAUAGUCUUUAAACUACUUGAUAAAGAUCCAAGUCAGCUCCCUGGAACAUUACGAACUGAGAUCUAUAACUGGCUUUCGAGCAUUCCAUCAGAAAUGGAGAGUUAUAUCAGGCCUGGUUGUGUUGUUCUAUCUGUCUAUGUGGCGAUGUCACCUGCGGCCUGGGAAGAACUCGAGCAAAACUUGCUGCAACGGGUUGGUGUUUUGUUACAAAAUUCUCAUUCAGAUUUUUGGAAAAACGCGAGGUUUCUAGUCAACACAGGCAGACAGCUCGCAUCACACAAAAAUGGUAGAAUUCGUUGUAGCAAAUCUUGGAGAACUUGGAACUCACCAGAGCUCAUCUCAGUGUCACCUGUAGCGGUGGUAGCUGGUGAAGAAACAAGUUUAGUACUAAGAGGUAGAAGCUUGACUAAUAAUGGGAUCAGUUUUCGCUGCACACAUAUGGGUAGCUACAUGUCAAUGGAGGUAGCCGGGGCAGCCUGUAAACAAGGCACAUUCGACGAGUUGAAUGUAAAUAGUUUCAGUGUAAAAAACGCACAACGUGGUUCCAUUGGACGCUGUUUCAUUGAGGUGGAGAAUGGAUUUAGAGGUGACAGUUUUCCAUUGAUAAUUGCCAAUGCAUCCAUCUGCAAGGAGUUGAAUCGCCUCGAAGAGGAGUUUCACCCCAAAACUCAAGAUAUGACAGGAGAACAAGCGCAGACCUCAGAUCGCCGUCCCACAUCAAGAGAAGAGAUUUUGUGCUUCUUGAACGAGCUUGGUUGGCUUUUCCAGAAGAACCAGACCUCUGAGCCUCGGGAACAGUCUGACUUUUCCCUUUCCCGGUUCAAGUUUUUGCUCGUCUGUUCAGUUGAAAGAGACUACUGUGCUCUCACAAGAGCACUCCUCGACAUGUUGGUAGAGAGAAAUUUGGUGAAUGAUGAGCUGAACAGAGAAGCCUUGGAUAUGCUCGCCGAGAUUCAGUUGUUGAAUCGUGCUAUUAAGAGGAAAAACACAAAGAUGGUCGAACUACUCAUUCAUUACUCAGUUGAUCCUGCGCCGCUCGGUUCCUCUAAAAAGUUUGUGUUCUUACCCAAUAUAACCGGACCUGGGGGUAUCACACCUUUGCAUUUAGCUGCUUGUACAUCCGGUUCUGAUGAUAUCGUUGAUCUUCUCACCAAUGAUCCACAAGAGAUCGCAUUAUCGAGCUGGAACUCUCUUUGCGAUGCAAGCGGACAAACUCCAUUCAGCUACGCUGCAAUGAGGAACAAUCAUACGUAUAACUCCUUGGUGGCUCGUAAACUUGCAGACAAAAGAAACAAGCAAGUCUCGCUAAACAUCGAGAACGAGAUUGUUGACCAAACGGGUGUGAGUAGGAGAUUAAGCUCGGAGAUGAACAAGUCAUCUUGUGCCACGUGUGCAACGGUGGCUCUAAAGUAUCAGAGGAAAGUCUCAGGUUCGCACCGUUUCUUCCCAACUCCUAUCAUCCACUCGAUGCUUGCGGUUGCGACGGUCUGCGUUUGCGUCUGCGUCUUCAUGCACGCUUUCCCAAUCGUCCGACAAGGAUCUCACUUCAGUUGGGGAGGUUUGGAUUAUGGCUCCAUCUAAAAAAAGUUUAUUCUUUUGGUUUCACAAAUAAAAGAAAAAGGAGAAAUAUGAAAAAGGAAAAGAGAUUUUACUACGGAUGAUAAGGAAAAGCUUAGAGACUUUGACUGUGACUACAGUAUACCUCAAGGCACCCCUUUUCCCCCCUUGAAAAUGGCUUGGAUCAAAAACAGAAGGGAGUUUCACCGUCGGGAGUUUUUUUUUAUUUCUCUUAGUUUAAUUAUAUAUAUUUUGGUUGGCUAAUUUAUUUUGUCUAUUUCUGUGUAUUUUCCUCCUUACUUUUGAGUUUCGAUGAUUAUUAUUUUCACUAAGAUAAUAACAUGCUGCUUCGUAUAAGAAGCAGUUAUUUUACUGUUUUGUUUUCUUGGUUCUGUCUUUGUAAAUUUGUACUUUGUACAUUGUACAAGUAUAGUUCUCAUGUUGUUCUUUAAAAAAAAAUUCU